Molecule: messenger RNA, 1635 nt
Organism: Zychaea mexicana
Lineage: Eukaryota; Fungi; Mucoromycota; Mucoromycetes; Mucorales; Lichtheimiaceae
Exons: 6
Coding region: 116-1588 (490 amino acids)
Source: RefSeq, a predicted model, not a curated record
CUAUGUCCGUGUAAUAUCUGCCUUGAUAUUUGCAAUUCUGUUUGCUGUAUAUUGCGGCUACUUGAUAAAUCAGAUUACAUAUGACAAACCUUUACUACGAAUAUCUCGGGAAGAUAUGGCAGAAAGCUACCCUAUUCCACAAAUCGAAAUGUGCGUACAAAACAGCACAAUGACAGUCCACAGAAUCGAUCUUAUGUUCAUGAAUUGGACAAGCUGGACCAUUCCCGACCCUUACCGCUACAUAAUGAUCGGAGAGCCCGGAGGCGAUCCAUCCAGAUGCUAUCUCUUUCAAUCAAACAGCGCAUUUAAAUACGGUGUCGUCGAAGACUACGAUCCUAUGACAACCGAUAUCAGACGCAUCGACAUAUAUUGGAAGAUUGAUGCCCUCGAAAAUGUUACAGCUGUUUCGCUUUCAGUCCCUUCGAUCACAAUGGAGUUGUACAACCCCGGCUUCAGCCGAUGGGAUCCACCAGAUCCUGAAAAUAUGGUACCGCAGCAGAAACAAGUAUCUAGAGACAUGGUCCUUGGCAAUGCACGAUCUUCUACCUCUGUAAAUACGACGACGACUGUAUUUUUUACACCCACUCUCUACCGCGCCAUCCGCCCCAAGGACUCGCUGUCAUUAAUAGGUUUCGCUCCUACUUAUGUAGAUAUUCCUACAUUGGAAACCAGUCAGUUAGAUUGGGACUUACAGCGUAACGAUGAAAAUCUCACAAGAGGCGAAUAUGAUGGCCUCUUCAACCUCCAAAUGGCCAAGGCAAGCUUAGCAGUGCAGACAGAACAGCGGCAGCAUACCCUUUUAUCAGCGCUUGCUCUUGCGGGUGGUUGCAGCACUUUGCUGACGAUACUUUACAUUCUCUUGUUCGGUAUGACCCGGAUCGCUCCGUUCGGUGUGGUCCAUCAGCUCCCAAUGGUCACGAUCCGCGGAGUGGAGAAAAUCAAGGAGCACCGAAGGAAUAGCCGGGUGGACAACAACCACAACAACGACAACAAUGAAAAUAACACUAGCAAACUCUAUAAUUUUCAACGGUAUUUCCGACGCUCGCAACCAAGCCAACUUCUCUUGGACGACAUUGCCGCACCCGCAAAAUCAGACAGCGCUAGUAACAUUAAAGACUCGCCUGUUGUUCAGCAUAAUGCCAUCCUUCUGAUGCCUGCUCCGGCAGCCAUGGCACAACAGCAACAACAACAGCAAGCUGACGAAGAAAGUUCACGUUUCCACGGUCCAUGGGAUCGAGACUAUCGCUCUGACCAGCUCUCAAACACCAGCAAUCCCAGCCUACAUUCCUCUGCGCCGCAGGAUCGCGUUGAGGGUCUCACUAUGCUAGUGGAACAGCUUCAACGUGAACAGCGUGAUACAGCGGCAAAGGCGGCGCAGCUUGAGAAUCGAUUGUUCGAACUUCAGGAGGUCUUACGGGCGUAUUAUAUCAACAUGGACUAUUUGGACCACCAACGUAAUAUGCGGCGGCGCGGUCGACGACGAAGUGCGCUUUAUUGCAACAAUCAGAGACGGUCUACUAGCACAGAAGGGGGCUGGCUUUUUGACGAUGACGAUGAUUUGUCGACGCAUAAAAAUGAACCACAAUAAAAAAAAAAGAACAAAAAGAAAUCAACAAACAAGAUGGAAAAUACUGA